UGCCACCUCCCGUCCAGCCUGGAUCUCCUGCUUAGAUCCUCAGACCCAACACUGGAUCCAGAGGAGAGGCAAUGGUUAAAUAGAGGAGGAGACCGAAGACCAGAGGGGAGGAGUGAAGGGGCGGAAGGAAGGAGGAGGAGGAGGAGGAGGCAGCUCCAUAAUCUUGCCCAAGAUCCUGUAACAUCCUAUCAGCCAUGGCAGUGGCAGCAGAGGCCUUGCUGGGACUCGGCAUGGGCCUGGGCCUCUAUGCCCUGGUCUACCACAACUUUCUCAAAGGGAGACGCUGCAGGAACGAGACCCUUCUCCAGGGCAAGACGGUCCUCCUCACCGGUGGGAACACCGGGAUUGGAAAGGCCACUGCGUUGGAUCUGGCCCACAGAGGAGCAAGGGUCAUCCUGGCUUGUCGCAACAAACAGCGAGGAGAAUCGGCCGUCUAUGACAUCCGGAGGGAGAGCGGGAACAACGAGGUGCUCUUCAUGAGCCUGGACUUGGGCAGCCUGCGUUCGGUCCGAGAUUUUGCCGAAGCCUUCUUGCGAUCGGAGCCCCGGCUGGACAUCCUCAUUAACAACGCAGGCAUUGGCUGCGAAGGCCAGACUGAGGACGGCUUUGACGUGACGUUUCAGGUGAACCACUUGAGCCACUUCCUCCUGACCCACCUCCUCCUGGAGCGGCUCAAGCGCUGCUCGCCCAGCCGCAUUGUGGUGGUGGCGUCCAAUGCACACCGUUCUGGGAAGAUGGACUUCCAGAGCAUCCAUCGGCCGGCGGAGGGGACCGCCCAAGCCUUCCAGUCCUACUGCAACAGCAAGUUGGCCAACAUCUUGUUUGUCCGAGAGCUGGCCAACCGGCUGGAAGGAACCGGCGUGACUUGCUACGCUGUUCACCCAGGGGUGGUGAACACGGAGCUCUUCCGCCAUUCUCCCUCCUGGGCCAAGCCCCUCGUCUUCCUCGUCUCCCGGCUCUUCUUCCGAAGCCCUGCGGACGGGGCCCAGACGUCUGUCUUCUGCGCCACCGAGGAAGGCAUCGAGAGGCUCAGCGGGCGCUAUUUUGCCGACUGCCGUCUGCGAGACCCCCGUCCUCGUGCACGCGACGACACUGUGGCCAAGAGGCUGUGGGAAUUCAGCCAGGGCUUAUUGGGACUUGCCUCGUAAACCUCUUUCCAUUCGUCUGUUUUCCGGACGCCGAAAGGAGGCAAAUACAAAACUCCGGCGGAGUUCGAGAAACAUGUGUUUCGCGCAACACGUAGGGGCCAACUCUGAGGAUUUGCACUGGAUCUAGAGUAUCUGUUAUAGGAUAUUCCUUCUAAAAAAAACACAUAUGGGAUUUGGGAGUCCAUGUUCCGUGUUACCUGUUACCAAAAGGCCUCCGAUCUCUGUGAAAUGUACGCAAGGGAACAAUCUGUAUAAUAAAAUGGAUACCGCUGUU
Molecule: messenger RNA, 1422 nt
Organism: Anolis sagrei ordinatus
Lineage: Eukaryota; Metazoa; Chordata; Lepidosauria; Squamata; Anolidae
Product: dehydrogenase/reductase SDR family member 13
Source: RefSeq, a predicted model, not a curated record